Messenger RNA from Papaver somniferum (opium poppy), 2529 nucleotides. Its product is annotated as DNA-directed RNA polymerase III subunit RPC6-like. The transcript has 3 exons. Gene Ontology annotation, biological process: transcription by RNA polymerase III. Bases 191 to 895 code for a protein of 234 amino acids. The record is from RefSeq and is a predicted model, not a curated record. Lineage: Eukaryota; Viridiplantae; Streptophyta; Magnoliopsida; Ranunculales; Papaveraceae. Gene Ontology annotation, cellular component: RNA polymerase III complex.
UCGGACCCUUUUAGCCAAACGCUCGACAGAAAGACCAGAGUCCGUCCAGACAACAACAUGCGAUACCUAUUUUUACUGUCAAAACCCCCAACUUCUUCUUCUUCUUCUCAGCGGCUUUCAGUUCUUUUCUAGACUUCCAAAAUUCCAAAAGCUCUUCCAUCUUUCCGGUGAUACGAAAGAUUCCAAAGAAAUGGGCCGAGUAGCAGAAAGUUCACCGGCUCUCAAAAGAAAACGAGCUGAUACUCCGAAGCUCAGUGAGGCUGAGCGCACAAUCUAUGACCUUAUCAUAAGUACAGAAGAUAUGGGAAUAUGGACGAGGGAAAUAAAGUUUAAAAUCAAAGUAAUUCCUGACACCGUUGUUAACAAGUCUAUCAAAUCUCUCAAGGAGAAAUUACUGAUAAAAGAGGUUGUUAGCAUUCAGAACAAAGGAAAAAAAAUGUUAAUGGGUUCUGACUUCCAACCCUCGGUUGAACUCACUGGUGGUGACUGGUAUUCGGAAGGGAGAUUAGAUACAGCGCUUAUUGAGUUGGCACAAGAACGGUGUUUGCAGUUUCUCUCUAGAUCGAAGGUUGCAACAGUUGCGGAGAUUGCUGAAGCUCUCAACAAUAUGCCAGUAUUUACUGUUAAGUUUACUGGUAGGCAAAUUGAAGAACUUGUGCAGAGUUUGGUUUUGGACAAGAAGAUUAUGCAGGAAAUAAGUACUGGUAAAGGGGACUUUGCCAAAAUUUCGCCGGACGAACAAUGCUACCGAUGUACAAAUAGAAGAGGGCUUCCAAAAACAGGGGCCUUGGCUUCAAUUCCAUGUGGAGUUUGUCCUCGUAUGAAUGAGUGCACACCUGAUGGAAUCAUCUCUCCCACCACUUGUGUUUACUUCAAGAAAUGGUUGGACUUUUAGUGUUUUCUAAUUUUUAUGAUUUGACAAAACCCCAUUGUGUAGUAAUAACAUAGGAUAUGAGUAGCAAUGUAAAGUAGUAGUAACUUUUUAGACUUUACAUCCUAUCUCAGAUUUUUGUCAUAAAAACAUGAUUAUUUUAAGUUCCUAUACAGUACAUUGAACUCUGCAGUUAAGAUGAGAAAUCCCAUUAACCUUUCUACAUCAAUGCAGUAUAUGCAUGCCCUUUCCUUUUAAAGAUACUGCUAAUAACUCCGGUUUAGAUCAUCUCUUGUUCAACAAAGAUGUUGAUCUCGCGGCUAUCUUAUAUCUCGAAAUUUGAUUAGAUCUGUCCUAGAAAACUCAGUGCUCGGGCUUCUCGUCCACCUCAUUUCAGACAUAUUGGACCUCUUCCUUGGGAUUUCGACAUCCACUGAUAUAUUCCCUAGCCUCUCUAUUUUGGUUUUCAUGCAGCAUAUGGGACUGGUACAUAUUCAAGCAGUCGCCAAAUAGUUUUACAGCAUCAUCACUUAAAUAUUUUUUUUAAGUGGUGCAUCCAAACACCACUUAACUAAAACAAACCCUUCUUAGCCGGCGCCCGAUAGAAACACCAGACAACAUUCGAAACCCAUUUUUACUGUCUCCUCUAGAAACAAAACCCCCCAAACUUCUUCCUCCUCCCGCAUCUUUCACUUCACUAGACUUCCAAAGGCGCUUCAUUUUCUCUUCUGAUCGGUGAUACGAAGGAUUCUAAAGAAAUGGGACGAGUAGCAGAAAGUUCACUGUCUCUCAAAAGAAAACGAGCUGAUACUCCGAAGCUCAGUGAGGCUGAGCGCACAAUCUAUGACCUUAUCAUAAGUACCGAAGAUACGGGAAUAUGGACGAGGGACAUAAAGUAUAAAAUCAAAGUAAUUCCUGACACCGUUGUUAACAAGUCUAUCAAAUCUCUCAAGGACAAACAACUGAUAAAAGAGGUUGUUAACAUACAGAACAAAGGAAAAAAAAUGUUAAUGGGUUCUGACUUCGAACCCUCGGAUGACCUCACGGGUGGUGCAUGGUAUGGUAAGGAUGGGAAACUAGAGACAGAACUCAUUGAGGAGGGAAAAGCUGUGUGUUUGCUGUAUAUCUCUAGAAUGAAGAUUGCAACAGUUGGGGAGAUUACUGAAGCUGUCAACAACUCUGGAGUAUUCAAGGAGGAUGUUAAGUUUACUGGUAAGCAAAUCGAGGAUCUUUUGCAGGGUCUGAUUUUGGACAAGAAGAUUGUGGAGUCAAAAAGUACUGGUAAAGGGGUCUUCGCAAAAAUUCCAAUGGGAGAAGAAUGCUACCAAUGCUCAAAUAAAAGAGCGCUUCCAAAAACAGGGGCGUUGGCUUCAAUUCCAUGUGGAGUUUGUCCUCGUCUGAACGAGUGCACACCUGAUGGAAUCAUCUCUCCCACCACUUGUGUUUACUUCAAGAAAUGGUUGGACUUUUAGUGAACUUUGCUAAUUCUCGCUCAAAAAAGAAAGGCAAUUUUGUUGUUGAUUUUAUCGAUAUUUAAAAACCUUUGCGUUGUUGUUAAUGGUGAACUGUGUGUACCUAAUUAUGCUUCAAAAAUCAGCACGAACCUAUCAUGUUUUUACUGUCUGCAGCUAAUUGAUUGAAUUAAAAUUUGUCCGUCA